This is a messenger RNA of Penicilliopsis zonata CBS 506.65, 1810 nucleotides long. RefSeq lists its product as hypothetical. Gene Ontology annotation, biological process: transmembrane transport. Bases 278 to 1684 code for a protein of 468 amino acids. The transcript is spliced from 8 exons. The record is from RefSeq and is a predicted model, not a curated record. NCBI's taxonomy places the organism in Eukaryota, Fungi, Ascomycota, Eurotiomycetes, Eurotiales, Aspergillaceae. Gene Ontology annotation, molecular function: transmembrane transporter activity.
CACAGACCUCGGAAAUGCGAUAGGUAUGCAGGUUCGCCACAAAAAAGAAAAAAAAGAGAGUCAGACUGCAGUGCAGAGUUGACUGGCUGUCCACCCCAGACAGUUCUUGAUCCCUCCUCCGCCAUGUGGUUGAACGCGCUGAUCUCGACAUAAAGGCCAGGUCUGCAGCAAACGCUCGAAGCUCAUUUAGAUAUUUCAAAUGCAAUAAGACAGAAUCUUUUUUUUCGACAAUUUGUGUAUCACACGAUUCCGAGUUUCCUUCGGAAUCAGACGAGCCAUGGAAUUAGAUAAAAGGCAUUCGAAGAUCCAGUUCUUGGAUAUGGACAACAUCACCAAGGAUGAGGACUCCGUCCGAGGGAACCCAAAGCUCUGGAGUCCUUGGAAGAAGAACCUUCUCUUCAUGGCUCUCAUGUCCAGUUCUCUUCUUGCAGACGGAGCGAUGACAUGGGGAGCAACUCUCAUCACCUAUCAGGCCGAAGAAUGGGAUAUUAGUGUCUCUCACUCUGCAACCAGCAUGAACUAUGGGAUUCUACUGCAAGGCUUUGGUGGAAUUUUUGCAGUGCCUUUUAUUGAGGCGUAUGGCCGACUCCCAGUCUGGCUGUGGCCACAAAUUAUCACCAUGUUCAUGGUGCUUGGUGCAACUUUGUCGAAUAGCUGGGGUGUCUUCACCACCUUCCGCAGCCUUCAGGGGCUAUUCGGGACUAUACCUCAGGUUAUUGGGCUGCCUAUAAUUCACGAUAUGUAUGAUGCAAAGGAUUGGCCUCGAAUGAUUAAUAUCUGGGGAACGACCUUUCUCGUCGGACCGUUCCUUGGUCCUGCUAUUGCCGGGUACAUCUUGGAAGCAAGCUCAUGGAAGAUAUCUUUUGCAGUCCUGACGGCUCUGUACGCUUUCUCCACCAUCUUGAUCGUCGUAUUUGGCUACGAGACAUACUACAUCUGGGGUCAGCGCCUUCCUGCCACCUCGCGCGCGGGAGCGUUCUUUGGCAUUGGGAAUACUCACCAGCUGAAACGCGCCACAUUGUUGAAAUGGUGCCGAACUUUGGCGGUUUACAUUUUCAAGCUUCCAUUGCUACUGACAGGUAUCGCUGUGAUGGUAGUAUUCACCUGGCCGAUUGGAAUCACCACCACCAUCGACACGUUCCUCUACGAGCCGCCCUACUUGUUUGAUGCGAUUCAAGCUUCGUCUAUGCGCUUCGCGGGUGCGUUAGGCGGAUUACUUGGUUUUGUAUUCGGUUUUCUCUUCAACAAAUGGAUUUUCAAAUUUCAUCGCAACAGCUGGCGAUCCGAGUACCGUCUACAUGGCGUAUGGGCCCCUCUGUUCUUUAUGGCUGCCGGGCUGGUGACGUACGGUCUCACGCUGCAUUCUGGAGCCCUCUGGGUUGGUCUUGCAUUUGGGUGGAUGAUGGUAAACAUCGGCAUGGUGGCGAUUACAGUGGCCAUCACCGCGUACGCGCUGGAAAAGUACCCGUCCCAUGCAACCUGUGUUGCCGCCAUCCUUAACAUGUGGCGAACAUGCGGAGGAUUCUCAGUCUCAUACUACCAGCCUGCCUGGAUUGUUCGCAACGGAACUGCGGCGGUGUUCGGAACCCAGGCCGCUGUGGUGGUGGCGGCGGUCAUCUUGACUGUGACGAUGGUGAUCAUCUUGGAGGGGAGGAAGCACACGCAGCAGGAGGAAGAAUUGUAGAUAAGCUGACUGGCAAAGACUGAGCCACUAGUUGUCCUGUGUAAAUACUGCCUAUUAGUGACGUGGUUUCUCUACAGUCAGAUAGCCACAAGAGCUCCAUAGACAAUUAUAAAGAAUCAUCUCACA